Molecule: messenger RNA, 3918 nt
Organism: Mizuhopecten yessoensis (Yesso scallop)
Lineage: Eukaryota; Metazoa; Mollusca; Bivalvia; Pectinida; Pectinidae
Exons: 11
Coding region: 214-3876 (1220 amino acids)
Biological process (GO): cytoplasmic microtubule organization; mitotic spindle organization; non-motile cilium assembly
Cellular component (GO): centrosome; midbody; ciliary base
Source: RefSeq, a predicted model, not a curated record
ACCUGCGCAUGUUGUUACCAAAACAAUAUGGCGGCAAUAGUGGUAUCUAGCACCGGAGUUAUGCUAUUAUCUUUGUGAUUGUUCCGGAUUUCUUUCGAUGGGGACCAUAUCUGAGCUUAAAUCAAAUCCAGGGAAACUCACCAUAGUUUGGAUAUGUUUCGUGUAAUAAUUAAAAUGUAACAACCAAGGGAUAACAAAGAAUAAUAAUAAAUAAUGGACGACGUCGACGAUGCGAAAGCAGGGAUGCUUCCAGGAGCUUACUCAAAACAGUAUCGAGGUCUGCAGUCGCAGCGCAUGGAUCAUCUAAAACAACUAGAGUAUGACAGCAAGGCAGACUCCCUGGCCAGGUCUAAAAAGCUCACCUAUGAAACAAAUAAACGCAGGAGGGCACUGGCAGCCAAACGCAGAGCUGAAGCAGAUCGUGAGGAAAAGAGGAGGAAAUUAAUUUUAAAUAAGAGACGUGAGCAACAGAGAGAGGCAACAGAGCGCUAUCAACGUUCACAUGUUUCUUCACGACCAAACAGUCAUACUGGAGGUAAUACUUCACCAAACCGUACACUUGAGGAUACCCUGCGUCUGGUACGAGGAUCCUUGUCUAGACAAAACAGUACAGGAUCUAUGAGUUCUGUGUCACGACAGAGCAGUGCAGGGUCUAUGGGUUCAAGUGGCCGUUCAAAUAACAAAGACCCUCUUCACCGUCCUUACUUUAACAAGUAUGCUAGUGCACAUCAUCCUCCCUCCCCAGGGGACGUGAAUAAGACAUACAGGCCAGUCAAGGACGCAGAAAAACGUGAUAAACUCCAUGAUAAAAGUUUACGCAACCUUUCAAAUAGCCGAAGUCUGUUUGAACAGCAGCUUGAACAUCACCAGCAAUUACUGGUGCAGGAUCAGCAACAGUCGUUGUACGAGUUCAACAAUGCCAUCAUGCAGGAGAUUGCAUCAGACAGGACAGUUCAGGGGGAGGAGGAGGUGGACAUGGGAGGUAUGGUCCACAGUGAAAGUCUGGACAGUGUGGACAGCCUUGAGGGCUCGGACAGCACCCCCAGAGGUAAGGGGAGGGGUGUGGACGACGAACCAGCAAACACAAGUGAAAUGAUCUAUGAUGCAAAUCAGAACUUGAAAGAUGUGAAAAACUUGCAGCGCAAUAACAGUGAUUAUAAUGGUCAACAUUAUACAAACAACCAAUUAAAUGCACGCAAUGAUCUUAUUUCAAAUGACCAACGGACAUUCUAUUUAGAAACAAAUGCUAGAAUUGAAUCCUUCAAUGUUGAUCAUGUUCCUUAUCCUCCCUCAAGUCCUAGGGGUGCUCCUAAGACGGAAACACGUCCGAAAGCUCAUAUGCGUGCCUGGGCUACCCCGUCCCCUAUGGACCAGGCAAGUGCGCGCAGUAAUUCUGUGUAUUCCGACGCUUCUGGUAUGGCCACCAAAAACAAUCCAUUUUCUGUGCGAAACACCAUGACAUCAGUGACAACCACUACAGCCUAUGGGAAAGGCAUGACACCGGGGGUGCACAGUUAUGUCCAAAGCAAUGCUUGGACAGACGAGGCUGAAAGCCUUCAACAACAAUACAUGUCAAACCCUCAAAGGACUAACAACUCAAACCAGUCAUAUGCUAGUGCUGGGAUGUAUUCUCAGGCCAGUGUACCGUCUCCUUCAGAUCAAAAUGUAACUAUUGCAAACCAACCACGACCAAUGAAUGCUGCGUAUGAUAGUUCAGGUGCAAAACCGGUGCUACAAAAUGGUGUAAGUUGUAAUACAGUUCUGCCUCAGUCUCAACCUCAGCCUGUGAAUAGUAAACCAACUACAACACAAUUACAACAUGAGUCCGGAAAAAAUUUGGAUUUCUUGGAGACCGUGACAAACGGAAUGUUGGAGAUUCACAGUGACGCCCCAGUGUCUGCUCCCCAAACUGGUAGUCGUUUACCUCGUCCCAUCAGCUCUACCAGAACAAACGCAGUGCCACCUAGUGUUACACUCCCGAAACCAACACCCCCUGUAUUAGUGAGUACACAACAGAAUGGUGUACAACCUGCCUCAAAGCCACCAGUGUGCACCGUCAAUACUACCACAACGUCCAGCUUCGGCUAUGUACACGGCAAAGUGGCUGUGCUGCCUGAUCACCCAGCUGUACAGCUACGUCACGUGACGUAUCAGACUUUCCGGGCAGAGGAACCUCCAUCUGUUGUCGGCAUACAGAGGAAGGCCAAGGAUGAUAGUGACUUGAUGAGGUCCUCAAAACAAAAGAAUAAUAUGGAGGUUUGUGAGGGAGAGGGUGUGCAAGGCAUUCUGAAGCGACGACCUCCUUCUGGAGGGAUACUCAAGAAAGCUGGUUCCACUGGCAGUAUGGACAAGAAGUUUGAUGUGAGGGACAGUCUGGAAGUGACGAGGGCUCAUCUACAGCAGGACAGAAAUAUACAGUUGCCCAAAAAGAAAAGCGUAAGGUUUGCUGACCAUGAUUUGUAUGAAGAUGAUGAUGAAGCGGAGCAUACAGAGAACGAUUAUCUCUCCAGAAAACCAGGUUACACCCAGCGUCCUGUAUCAGCCAAGGCAGUCAUGCAGACUACCUCGGCAGAACCCACAGGAAAACCACCACGUGUGGCCAGUGCUGGCAUCCACCGUACAUGGAUUGGGCCGCAGAAACACAAGUCAACGAUACGACCACAGGCAGCUGCUCAUAUCAUAACCCAAAACAGAACACCAGCGAUGGGGCUCAACGGCACGACAGACAAAUCUGUUACUGUGACCAACAACAAUUUCAUGAGUAAAGUUCCAGUACAGAAUGGAAAGGCCGCCAAUGGCUCCCCUGGUGGGUCAGAGGUUAUGGUAUAUAAUCUGUCCAGACUAAACAAUGCUGCAGCUUCCAACAAAAGUUCUGUGGCUUCAAACAAAAAUGAAACAAAUUCUCACCAUCAACAGCCAUCUGUCAGUCAUUUUCCUCCGUCUCAAGGGGUUGGUGCUGGUGGCAAAGUAUACGAUACGCCUGUGUACGAUGAAAAUGGGAUGCGUGUUGACCGAACACCAACAGACGACGAGAUUAACUUUCUCUGGGACAAAGUACGGACUUGUCUGAAUCGUAGUGGAUCAACUGCUGUUGUUGAACCAGAGAAAGCUAUCCAGUCAAACGAACAACAUUCAUCCCAGCCUCGACAGGCUGCCACUAUGUCCAGUACUUAUAUUGAUGGGGCAGCCUUAGGACAGAUAUACAACACCCGGGUGGCUCCCCCACAGGCCCACACACAGCCAUACACUAACCCAGCCUCCCACCAGAGGAAACCAGCCAGUGCAAGUGAUCAGGCAUACGCCCGCAGGUAUGGACUUCUGCAGCAGAGGCGGCAACACAACCCCAACAACUUGAGUAAGGCCCCAGCCUCUGCACCCAGUAGGGAGUUCAUCACUUACCACGGCCCUGUCAUGAGCAAUACAGAACCUCAACAAGGAACAACUCCUUUACCUCCUGAUGCCAGUGAAAGCAUGGCAGCGUUCAUGGUGGCGGAGCAGUUAACCCAGCAGUCCAUGUCUGAUAGCCAGAUCAAUGUGGCGAUGGAGGAGGCCCAGAAGAGACAGCAGACCAACAACAACGCCAGACCAAACCAAAAAGUGCCUUCAGCUUUGUCUAUAGAAGAAAAAAGAUUGCUAGAGUCUUUGGACCGGCUUAAUGAGAAGUUAAAAAUUUCGGAGUUCCCCGGUUCAUUACCCCCUCAGCCUGCCAUGUCACAGGCUCCUCCUCCUCCACCUCACCACUUUUCCUAUACUGAUUGCAUAUGGUCACCUCGUACAAAUGGAUUCAAAGGCUCCAAACCCAUACUAUCACAACAGAGAGGGAAUACACGUGGCGGGUCAGCAGCCGUUCUGCGUCCAACAAAUAUACGUUUCUAAUGUAUUGAGCUGUAGCCAUGCUAUGCCUCACAGAAUUUGUUU